AUGAUAGCAGAAUACAUUGACUCCUUCCUGAAUCCACUGUCACAGAGACACCCCAGUUACAUCAAAGACACGUACCACUUUGUCCAGAUAGUCAAUUCCCUCUCAGUGCCCUCCGACACCAUACUCUUCACCAUGGACAUCGAAAGCCUCUACACGAAUAUAGAGACGGACAGGGGCAUCGAGGCAGUCAGAGAGGUGCUGCAGAAAUACCCAGACCCGGAGAGGUCAGACGAGGCUUUGAUCAAACUCCUGCAGCUGAGCCUGACAAAGAGUGACUUUGAAUUCAAUGAUGAAUUCUACCUGCAGGUCAAAGGCACGGCAAUGGGGAAGAAAUUUGCCCCUGCCUACGCCAACAUAUACAUGGCAAAGUGGGAGGAGACAGUCUUCCCGAAAUGCCCCAAAAAACCCCUGUGCCUCCACAGAUAUCUAGAUGACAUCUGGGGUGUCUGGACACAUUCUGGGAGAGAGUUAGAGGAAUUCAUCCAAAUCCUGAACGCCCAUCACCCCUCCAUAAAAGUGAAGGCCAUCACAAGUAGAGAGAAAGUGGAUUUCCUGGACACCACCGUUUUUAAACUAGCAGCAGAAAACGGUAGACAGAAACUAGCGACUAAAGUCUUUUUCAAGCCGACAGACACCCACACCCUCCUGCACACGGCGAGCCAUCACCCCAAACACACUUUCAGGGGCAUCAUCAAAUCGCAACUGAGCCGCUUCCACCGCAUUUGCAGCAGGGAGGAGGAUUUCGAGCAGGCCACGACUGUCCUCUACACUGCCCUUAGACAGAGAGGUUACACCAAACGCAGACUCAGACACAUCAAAUCCGAUUUCCUGAGAGGCCUGAGAGACCCCAGGGCGCAGAAUAGGGCAAUAGCCAAGCUACCACUGAUAACAGGGUACAGCAGGACGGCCAUCGAUAUCCACACACUAGUUAAGAGCCAUUUCCGACAACUGAAGGGAGAGGUGCUUUUCAGCCGCUAUUGCAGCCCAAGUGACAUCAGGGAGCUGCUAUGCAACACAGCUGGACUAGCUCGGAGUGCAGCUAUUUCUCUGCUGGAUCCAGACAAUGCGAUAAUCUCCAUUGAUCCCACCAUGCCUUCAAAUACAGAAAGCACUCCAUAUAGGGUCAUCACUCUGCCUGGUGCACAAUUAUCAGAGAAAGAUGAAGUUUUCCAGAGUGUUCUCGCACAGGUUGCAGAACAAUUUUCCAGGGCUUUCAAGAUCACUGAACUGAAAUCUGAAGUUACAAAUCGAUUGGCCAUUUUGGAGAAGAGAGUGGAGCUGGAGGGGCUGAAGGUAGUUGAAAUUGAGAAGUGUCGAAAUGACAUUCGAAAACUGCGCGAUGAAAUAGCAAAAAGAAAUGACAGCCAUCUCUUAUUGGACCAGAAGAAGUUGAUCCCACGUCGUGAUGUUCCGUCAUAUUCAAAGUACUUGCUCUCUGAAGAGACCGUUCAGACGCUCAGAAAACCAACGUUUGAUGCCUGGCAUUGGGAAGCCAAUGAAAUGCUCAGCUGUUUGGAGCACAUGUACCACAGCCUGGGCCUGGUCAAAGACUUCAACAUCAACCCCAUGACUCUGAAGAGGUGGCUGCUGUGCGUACAUGAGAAUUACCGGAACAACCCAUUCCACAAUUUCCGUCACUGCUUCUGUGUUACGCAGAUGAUGUACAGUAUAAUCGAGCAAUGCCAACUACAGGACAAGUUCACACAGCUCGAUAUCCUGAUACUUAUGAGUGCUGCUGUGUGCCAUGACCUGGACCACCCAGGCUACAACAACACCUACCAAAUAAACGCUCGCACUGAGCUUGCAGUCCGCUACAAUGACAUCUCACCUCUGGAAAACCAUCACUGCGCCAUCGCUUUCCAGAUCUUCUCACAGCCCGAGUGCAAUAUCUUCAGCAACAUGGACCCAGAGAUUGCCAAGCAGAUCCGGCAGGGCAUCAUCACACUGAUCCUGGCCACAGACAUGGCUCGGCAUGGGGAGAUCCUGGAUUCAUUCAAACAAAAAAUUGACACCUUUGAUUUCACCAACAAGGAUGAUGUGACUUGUCUACAAAUGGUACUGAUCAAAUGCUGCGACAUCUCAAAUGAGGUGAGGCCGAUUGAGGUGGCAGAACCCUGGGUGGACUGCUUGCUGCAGGAAUACUUCAUGCAGAGUGAUCGGGAGAAGGCAGAGGGUCUCCCUGUUGCACCCUUCAUGGACAGGGACAAGGUGACCAAAGCCACAGCCCAGAUCGGAUUCAUCAACUUUGUUCUGAUCCCGUUGUUUGAGACGGUGAUGAAACUUUUUCCACAGAUUGAAGAUACCAUGGUGCAACCACUGAGAGAUUCGCGGAAUCACUACGAGGAGCUCAAACAAAUUGAUGACACAUUGAACGAGGUGCAAAAGAAGAAGAAUGAAUCCUUAACCCUGGGAAAUAAAAAGAAGUGA
Molecule: messenger RNA, 2427 nt
Organism: Pristis pectinata (smalltooth sawfish)
Lineage: Eukaryota; Metazoa; Chordata; Chondrichthyes; Rhinopristiformes; Pristidae
Gene: pde9aa
Product: phosphodiesterase 9aa
Exons: 19
Coding region: 1-2427 (808 amino acids)
Biological process (GO): cGMP catabolic process
Molecular function (GO): 3',5'-cyclic-GMP phosphodiesterase activity
Source: RefSeq, a predicted model, not a curated record